Molecule: messenger RNA, 4950 nt
Organism: Saxophila tyrrhenica
Lineage: Eukaryota; Fungi; Ascomycota; Dothideomycetes; Mycosphaerellales; Extremaceae
Exons: 2
Coding region: 1-4950 (1649 amino acids)
Biological process (GO): regulation of ARF protein signal transduction
Molecular function (GO): guanyl-nucleotide exchange factor activity
Source: RefSeq, a predicted model, not a curated record
AUGGCAAGCGACUAUGCAGCGCCUACUGCAGGUCCGUCUUCAGCAUCCGUUGCCAAUGCUUCGCCGCAGAAGUUCGCCAGUCCGCCCGUCGCUCUGAGCAAGCGCACUUCGUCGCGCAAUGCGUUGAGCGAGAGUUAUAACGGCGGGAAGGAAUCGCCGCCUACGACACCGCCGCCGAAUGCGCGCAGGCGGACCAAGUUGAAGGAGAAGGGGAAGCAGACGGCCAAGGCGCAGACGAACGCGGAGGAGUACAGUGCUGUGAUUGAUAACAGGCAUUCGCAUGGUUUGAGCUGGUCGAGCACGACGCGGGACAGUGUGGUCGACAACUUGCUCUUCUCGUUGGAUAACCUUUCGCGGACGGACGUACGAGACGAGGAGGACCGCGCGAUUGAGGCCGCCGACUUCGAUCGACAAAAGUACAUGUUGCCUUUCGCUCCGCCGCCGCGGCCAACCAUCGCCAAAACGCAACGACCGCGCGGGCAUACUUAUUCGAGCUCUUCUUCCAGCGUAUACGAGAGGCCGGGCAUGAUGGACUCGCCUAGUACUUAUUCGGGCACGCCAAAGGGCAGACGGAGCAACAGCAGUUCGAAUUUUGGGAUACAGCACAACAUGAGCGCGAAGGUGCGGGCGUCAAGACAUCGAGGAGCGAGCAGUCUGAGCACGGAUACUUCGACGAUUGGCUCGAAUGGACUGCUGGGAAGAGAAAGUACAGACAACAAGCCGACGUUCGACAGAACGAGCUUGGAGUACGGCUACAGCACAAUCACCAGCCCGAGCAAUAUCAAGCGCAAUAGGCGGUCGUUGAGCAUGAGCCAGAUCCACGAGAUGUUCGCUACAUCGGAGGGUGAGAGCGGUGCCUCCAUGAUCAACCGCGGUAGGCCGGUGCCUUCGGUAUACAGCCCCUUCGAUGUGGAUGGCAAUGCUGCGCCGGAACCUACGAUCGCUGCCGGUCCGCGCAAGCAGCAGAACCCGACUGCGGUCGGGCCUGUGUACGUCAACCAGGCACCAAAGGGCUCUUCGAUACGCAAAGUCACCACGCACACCGACCUUCGAUCGAGCAGCAUGCCAAUGCCCUCGCAAGCCAUACCGCAAAGCAUUCGCAAUCAGGCGGACGAGUUCGUGCGAGCGAGCAGUAUGCGUGGCCAGCCCUCCAUUCCAGGUCAGGAGAAGCCGCUUCAGAGCCCGUCACUGCAGCCUCCUCAUGGACCAAGAGCAGCAGGCUCAAGUCGCGAACGGCCUGGCUUCUUCAAGCGCGUGUUUGGGAGCAGCUCAUCACGAGGGUCGAAUGACAGAGUUGAGACACUGGGAUAUAGCGACCUCGUGGGAGCACCUGAACGGAACAGCAGCUCUGGUGGCGGGACACAGCAUCCACGCACUGGAACACGGCGUUCAUCCGCCAGAGAUAUUCCGCAGACGAGUGGAGGAUCCUCUCACCCACCUGUUGCACUGAACAAGAAACCAUCGAGUUUCUUCCGGCGAAGGAAGAAGUCCACUUCAGAGCUCAGCCCGCCGCCACCACUACCGCUUGGGAUCGCCAAUGCGAAGAAGACCGGUUCCGGAGCGGAUAGUCCUAGUGCAAGCAGCCUUUGGAAAGUCAUGGAUCCGUAUCUGGCUGGUGAGGAUGCGCCACCGGUUCCUUCUUCACUGUCCAAGGAGAAGUCGAAGGAGGACGAGUCGUCACGGCCUACCACGAAUGAUUCAACAGAGGAUUCGGACAAUCUGGACAUCUUUCACUCUGGUUACACACCGCCUCCUGAUGCUUCACUCGGAAGGCGCAACCCACUCACAAGGAUGUCUUCUGAUACUGAGAAGGGUCACGCGAGGGAAGACAGUGGAGCGGCGAAGAUGAAGGUGAAGAAGAAGAAACAGGACACCUUAUCCCCGUUGCAGCAAACGAGUUUCCUGUUCAACUCGCACAGCAACGAGAAUCUGCGUGUGACGCCGCCACCCAUCUCUCCUGCGUUGGUCAGUCCGAUGGCAAGGGAGGUGUCGCCUGUAGAUGAGAGUGGGGAGGACAGACGGCCGGUCAGUAGGGCGAGCACUGGUGAUGGGAUCACCGGUUCUCAGGCUGUCAGCCCAAUGGAGGAGGAGAUGGAGGCGAGCCAGCAUGCACGAGAAGGGAGCGACGGCGACGGCGGCUUCGUGAAGCGGAGCAUCGACCUGCGCCCAGAUUCGAAGAGAGGCGAGCGCUUGCUCCUCAUACCCACGGCAUCUGAGGAAAUGCUGGGUUACAGUUCGAAGGAGCUGGCGACUGUGAUUGAGUCCGGCUCGCCGACGAAAGAGGACAGUUCGCAGCCGACUUCAGCGAAGAGUCCGGCGUUCCACACGGCAACUUCUGCCAAUUUUCCGAAUGAAGUGCAUUCGCCUACGAGUCCGAGCACGCGCUUCCAUUCUGCUGCGAGCCUUCCGCUUGUGCAGAUCGAUGGUGCCGACCCUCGAAAAUCCGUCGAAGCAAAUGGCAUGACCGUCGACACUGGCCCUGCCGAGCCCGUCCCAGCCCUCCCGACAGACGUCACAGACUCGAACGCCGAAUACCGUGAGCGCGCACGCAAGAUCUUCGACGGCGACGAAGAAGACGUCAGCAAAGCUGAAGCCUCCUCCUGGCUGGGCGAGAGGAACACGCUCUCCACGAAGACCCUGGAAGCGUACAUGAACCUCUUCGACUAUGCCGGCUUCAGCAUCCUGGUCGCCUUGCGGCUGCUUUGCGGUAAGCUGACUUUGAAGGGCGAGACGCAGCAGUUCGACCGAAUAAUCAAUGCUCUGUCUGCACGAUGGUGUGAGUGCAACCCGCAUCACGGCUUCAAGGCGCAGGAUGUCGUACACACGAUCUGCUACUCGCUCAUCUUGCUGAACACGGACUUGCACAUGGCGGAUAUUGGCGAGAAGAUGUCGAGGUCGGCGUAUGUGAAGAACACUCUGCCGACCAUCAGAAGAGUUGCGGCGGAUGCGGCGCCCAGUGCCUUCGAGGAGACUGUCAAGCCUAAACCGAAUGCAUCGAGGCCAACACUGCCAUGGAGCGAUUCGAGCAACACGAUCCAGCAACUUUCGCCGAGCGAGCGGACGAGCUUCGAGCACGAGCGGCCCCGCCAGUUGAAGAGGUUGAGCAUACGGCCGAUGAUGGACCGGCAGGACUCUGACAACGGGACGCCAACGGAGAGUGCGGGUGGUGGAAACAAUGCAUUCAAUGCGCUGGUCAAUCAGCCGUGGAGCGGAUCACCGAAAGGCUGGGAACUGGAGCUCGAGAAUAUCCUGAAAAGCUUCUACGCUUCGGUGCGAUCGGAUCCGUUGCCAUUACAUGGCGGACCAGCCAUGCCUGAAAAUGUGCCCGCCGAACGGAAUCUCAGCGUGCAAAACUUCAACUCCGGAUUAAAGAGGACUGGCUCGCUGAUCAGCAAGGCACCGAGUGACAAUGCGUCUUUCCGCUCCAAAGCUGGCGGCUUCCGCACCAUGACUAUGGGUUUCCAGAACAAGUACAAUCGCUCCAGGCCUAAGCUGUAUCCGAACAGCACUUAUGGCUCGUCUGGUACCUCCUUCGACGAUGGCAGUGUCUGGUCGCCUGCGCAGAGCAGUGCGUGGAGUAAAGGGUCGGCCUCACGGACCCUGACCAGUGCAUCAAUGCAGAGUCUCGGCACGCACUUCUCCAGCGCUGGAGGGGACUUCAAGCACUCGAUUGGGUUUGCGAAUGCGUUAAGCCAGGCCAUCAUACGCGAAGAAAACGCCUUCACGCAGAGCGAUGGGGAGAGCGUAUCCAUGUCCGUUCCAGGUGGACUGCUCGAAGACGAAUCACUAGCCCUCGAAGGCGCCCCAUGGGCGAAAGAAGGUCUGGUACAGCAUAAACACCACCUCGAAGCCUCCGGCAAGAAAGCGAAAGAGCGCAGCUGGAACGACUGCUUCGCUGUGAUAAGCAAAGGCAAGCUCACGCUGUUCAACUUCAACACUACCUCCAACAGCAAAUCAAUCGGCAGGAAAGCCUUCACGAAACCUCAAUCCAACGGCCGUGCAGCAACUGCCAACGUCUCAGGCCAAAGGGUAGGCGGAGGCGACUGGAUGGAGAACGCCGAACAACUCGCCGUCUUCGUUCUGCGCCAGACCAUCGCUUCCGUCCUCCCGCCCCCAGGCUAUGGCAAGACGCGCCCGAACGUCUGGGCCUUGUCCCUGCCAUCAGGAGCGGUCCACCUCUUCCAAGUCGGCACCCCAGACAUCGCCGCCGAGUUCAUGAGCUCCGCGAACUAUUGGUCCGCCCGCCUGAGCAAGGAACCUCUAAGUGGAGGCGUAAGCAACAUCGAAUACGGCUGGAGCGACAACGUGAUCAACCCCGCCCUCCUCGAACCCUCCCGCUCCGAAGCCGCAUCUCCCACCCCUCCGUCAUCCUCCCACCCGCCAGGCUCAAUGCAGAAUCGUCCCCACCACUCACACUCCAACUCCUCCGGCGCCGCGGGUCUUUCUCGCCCCUCCUUCCAGUCAUCCCUGCGCGGGAGUUUCGAUACAGGGUUCGGUGGGGCCCAUCGUGUGAGAUUGCCGGGCGAUAAGGUACAGAUGGCGGAGUGGACGCCGCCGACGCAGAGUAUGAUGGCCUCGCAGCUGAUGGAGGUGGAUCAGCUAAGGGCUUUGCGGGCGUACGUGGCGGGGGUGGAGGGGGAGUUGAAAGGGCAUAAUGAGUUGAAGGGGGCGAUUGAACUUGCUUACUCCCCCCGCCAAGCAAACCACACCCGCGCCAUGGCCAACUGGCAGCGCAAAUCCGACCACCUGCUGCGCGAAAUCGUCAAGUUCCAAACCUACGUCGACAGUCUGGCCGCCGCGCAAAAGGCCAAAGACGCUUUCUAUGCAAGGAAAGAGGCGAAGGAGGCGGAGCGGAGGGCGAGGGAGGAUGUGGUGGCGCUAGCGGCGGCGGCUGAGACGCAGGGGUCGGUUUCGGGGGUGAGUACGGGGAGCACUGGGACUGGCUCGUAG